This is a messenger RNA of Drosophila pseudoobscura, 549 nucleotides long. RefSeq names its product zinc finger protein 32. The transcript has a single exon. The coding region runs from base 1 to 465 and encodes 154 amino acids. The record is from RefSeq and is a predicted model, not a curated record. NCBI's taxonomy places the organism in Eukaryota, Metazoa, Arthropoda, Insecta, Diptera, Drosophilidae.
AUGACGGCAAAGACGAGACCCAAGAAGGAGACAAGAGACCUCCUGCGGCAUAUGUGCGAGUACUGCGGCUACAGGACGCGCAUUCGCGGCAAUCUGAUGGUCCACAAGCGGCGACACACCGGCGAAAAGCCCUUCAGCUGUGACACGUGCCAGGCAAAAUUUGCAGCCCGCUAUCAACUGAACACGCACCGGGAGCUGCAUCUGGACGUGAAACAGCGACGCAGUCGUCACAUGUGCAAGGAUUGUAAUGUUGGCUUUCUGAGUGCGCGCGCUCUCUACCAUCACCGGCCACUCCAUGGGCAGGGGAAGCGGUUCAAGUGCUCACAAUGCGACAAAUCCUAUGCCCAGGCGGCGGGCUACGCACAGCACAAGCGGUGGCAUCGUCAGCGUAAUCAGCGUGCAACGGCCGAGAGCUCCAUGGAGAUAAAGAUGGAUACGGGAAGUCAGAAAGUUAACGAAAACUGACUGGGCGCCCACAUGCUGCAUCAGCAAAUUGUUAAUUACCUAUAAUGCUUUCCUUUACGAAUAAAUUUUGCUAGUAAAACCGAA